AUGGGGCACUCGGGCGCCCCGGGAGACACGCGGCUGCUCAGGACUGCGGCGCGGCUGCUCUCUCCCCGGCCCAGCUCCAGCCGGCUCCCGGCAGAAAGUUCCCGGGGGCCCCCAGCUGCAGCCAGCGCGCCGACUCGUAGGGGCGUCCCACAAGAGCCGCGCCCCCUCCGCUUCCCUUCCUUCGCCCAGCCGGCCGCCGCCACCGCCCCCUUCUCCCGGCGGUCGCAGCAACGGCGGCACCUGUUCCCACCGCCCGCGACCGACAAGUUGCUCCACGUUGCCCCUCUCCAGCCCCACCACCUUGCGGGCUCCCGAGGCCAGCGGCGGGCGGAGCCCCAUCGCGCUGCCGGCCGGUGUCGGCAGCCAGACGGACGGACUCCCUGCCUCACUCACCGGGGCGCUCGCGGGCGGCUGCUGCUGCUGCUCCUCCGCCGCCGCUCCGGCUGCUGCUGCCGCUGGGCUCAGCGGGGCCCACCCAGGGCAGGCGGAGGCCCCGGCCGGGCUGGAAUCCGGCGGCUGGAACGCCCCGGGGCGCCCCACUCCUGGGCUCCACGCUGCUGCGUCAGCACCGCCUCCUCCCGCCGCGUAGCCGCCCGGCUGCGGGAUGGGGACUCGAGGCGCGCCCCCUUCUGGGGCCCGCGCACAAGGCCGGAGGGGGCGGUCGCGGCUGCUGUCGCUGCUGCGCCUGCCGAGGGAGGAAGCGAAGGCGAAGGCAGGGUCCCGCUCCUUGGCCGCCGCCGCCGCCUCUUUCCGCGCCGCCGCUCUUCCCCCACCGCCGCCGAUGUGCUCGAACUCCCCGAUAGCAGGAACAGCAGCAGCCGCAGCAGCAGCGGUGGUGGUGGCGCGGCAGCAGCAGCAGCAGCAUCGAGCCCCUGCUCCGCUCCGUCCGUCCUGCCUUCCUGCUUCCUCGUCGGCAGCCAAUCAGGGCCCUCGCCAGCGCCGUCCGCUCGCCAAUCAGCGGUGCCCGGCCCGCCCCCGCGAACCAAUCUCCGCACCAGCCACCCGCCCCAGCAGCCAGGUCCCCAGCGCUGGCGGCUCCCAGCGGACACGGCAUGGCCACUACCGCCCAGCCGGGGGAGGAAGGGCGGCCCCGCGCCAGCAGCGGCCAAGGCGGCGGUAGCAGCAGCAGGAGCAUUAUCGGCUCCGGCGCCCGCCCCGCCCCCCAACCUGCCUCCGCAGCAGCAGCGGCUCCCUCGCGUCUCCCUCCCUCCCUCCCUCCCUCCCAGCCAGCGCACUGACUUCCCCCAUCUUCCGCGGCCACGAGUGGAGUGGCGAUGCUUCGACCCCGCGCAGGAGCCGAGCCCCUUUCCGCCUGCCCUCGCCUUCCAUCGCGCUUCUUACCCAGGCUCCUGGCCCCGGCUGCUGCCGCCGCGGCAGCAGCAGCAGCGUUUCCGUCUCCAUCGCAGGAGAAAAGGCUCGGUGGCGAAGUUUAUUCAGCGCCGCUGCCUCCAGCUGCUCCUGCCUCCCCUCUCGCCUCCUGGCUGCUCUGCCUUGCUUGCCAUCGUCCCCGCAGCGGAUCGAGCCGUUUCCCGGGCCGGUCACCUUCUUGCAAGCGAGUCCUUUGUUGUCUCCGCUCCCUGUGGAGAGCUUCCAUAUUCAGGUCACCGACUCUACUUGUCAGUCACCCUCCAGCAGUUCCUGCCCACAUCCGACGCGAGCCCCCUGCUUUGGACUCGGCGGGCCGGCGGCACGGAGAAGUGGGCACGGCUAGCCGGUCCAACUUGCCCUCGCCGUCGGAAAGCAUCUCUGCUGCCGCUACCGACUGCUCACACGACUUUCUCGAUGUAUAGCCCGCUCAGUCCACCCGCACACUCCUCUUAUGGUCGUCUCCUGCUAGGAGGAAAAGUGCUUCGAAAUCACAGCACAUCCUCUGACUCAUCUUAAAGUGAAGCAGCUGUCACUGCUGGAUUCUUUAAGAAUGAUUCCUUUAAAUGAGGGCAUCUUCUACUUCAAAAUGCCUGCAGAUGCAUCAUUCCUCCUCCUCCAAUGCCCCCUGCCUCUCAAAACAGUUUUCUGAAUUACUAUCUGUUCAAGAGUUUUAGAGGCAAGAACUCUGAACAGCAACAUGAGGAAACACUUCCUGUAUCACUGAGGGGUUGUUCAAAACAGCUAAGGAUUAUUCCAGUGGUGCUGCCUGAUCUUGCCUUCUGCUAGGCUAGCAAUUCAGCAGGUGACACUAGGAGAAUCCAUCCAAGGUUUUGUAUAAGGACUGUUGCUCGCAAUGUCAGAUAAUAUUGUACUGUUCCCUCUGAGAGCCAGUGUGGUGGUUAAACUAUCGGAGGGACCUGUGUUCAAGACUUUGUUUAGUAUGAAGGUCACUGGGUAACCUUGGGCCAACCACUACAUCUCAACCUAACCUACCUCACAGGGUUGUUGUGAGGAUAAAGGAGGGGAGAUGACCAUAUACAAUAUUCUGAGCUCCUUAGAGGAAGGAUGGGAUAUACAUUAAAAUAAUACCAGCCAGCUGUUUGUUCCUACUCUUCCAGUUUAGAGCUAAAUCAGACAGAAGCACAGGAAGCUUCUACUGGGGUACAGCUUCAGAGCUGAAUUAAUAGAAUGGACAGGACUGAGGACUGUAUUUGCUUCACGGCAUGUCAAGUGCUGGUUUUGCAACAAGCAAGUCUCAGAAAGCCUUUAGAAGGGUAUAAGAAUUGUAUUAUCAUAUUUAUAUACCUCCUGAUAUAUACAUAUCUAGGCAGUGAACACAAGCCAAGUUACAAUAUAUAUUUUUAACACCACUUUCACAGAAUAAAACAAUUAAACAGUUUUACACUUUAAUUACAAGCCUGGGAAAAUAGGUGUGCCUUAGUGGUCUUUUUAGAAGCAAUCUGAGAUGGAGGUGCUCUUAUUUUGACAGGGAGCAUAUUCCAAAGCCCUGGGGCAGCCACAGAGAGGCCUUGCCCAGAGACAGCUGCCAACAGACUAGCCCAUGGCAACUAUAACUGGACCUCCCCAGGCAAUCUUACUAGGCAGCAGCGUUCAUGACAAAAAAGAUGGAAUCUUUAGUUCCCUGGACCUAAGCCGUCCAGGGCUUUAUAGGUAAUGACCAGCGCUUUGUAUUUAUCUUGGAAACAUAUUGGCAGCCAGUGCAAUUCUUUCAGAAGCAAUGUUCUAUGGUCCCUUCAUGUUGUCCCAGAGACCAAACUGGCUCUGCUGCAUUCUGUACCAGUUGUAGUUUCCAGGCUACGUACAAAGGCAGCCCCACAUAGAGUGCAUUACAGUAGCCAAGCCUGUAGGUUACUACUAGCAUAUGUGCUACUGUUUUAAGACAUGGAUGUUUAAAACUGAGACCCGCUCCCAAAAGGGACAAAACAUGUUCUUUUCUCUCUGUUUGUAACUGCAGUGAUUAUUUUCCUUAGGUCUGAUAAAAAUAUUAACACAUGUA
This is a messenger RNA of Hemicordylus capensis (graceful crag lizard), 3385 nucleotides long. RefSeq names its product serine/arginine repetitive matrix protein 1-like. The transcript is spliced from 2 exons. NCBI's taxonomy places the organism in Eukaryota, Metazoa, Chordata, Lepidosauria, Squamata, Cordylidae. The coding region runs from base 1 to 1884 and encodes 627 amino acids. The record is from RefSeq and is a predicted model, not a curated record.